AUGGCGGGGUUAGUGUUACCAGAGUUGGCAGCUAGCAGUGGCAAGAAGAUGAAGUGUGUGUGCCUGAAUUUACUUCUUGUGCUGGUUCUCUCCGGUGCCGCUAUGUCGCAGAACAUCACUACUACCUUGCCUGGUCACCCUGGUACACUCCCAUUCAGUCUUGAAACUGGUUAUGUGAGUGUGGGUGAUCUGGAUCAAUUGCAGUUCUUUUACUACUUCAUUGAGUCACAAAGGGACCCUGUAAAGGACCCUCUCUUGCUUUGGCUCACCGGAGGCCCUGGUUGUUCUGGUUUCUCUGGCCUUGUUUAUGAAAUUGGUCCAUUAACUUUCGACUAUAUAGCCUUCAACGGUAGCUUUCCUACUUUCGUGGACAACCCAUUUUCAUGGACACAGGUUGCCAACAUUAUCUUCAUAGAUGCACCAGUCGGCACUGGUUUCUCCUACUCAACUGCACAGGAAGGUUACUAUAGCAAUGACACUGAAUCAGCCGAAGCCGUGUACCAAUUUCUACGGAAGUGGAUGCUCAAACAUCCCAAGUUCCGCUACAAUCCACUCUACAUUGCUGGAGAUUCAUAUUCAGGCAUCAUUGUUCCUCAAGUCACUCUUAAAGUAUCAGAUGGUAAUCGUAAUGGAGUCAGACCACCCAUGAAGCUCCAGGGAUAUCUACUUGGAAAUCCUGUAACAGAGUUACACAGGGAUGAGAAUUCAAGAAUAGAAUUUUACCACCGCGUCACACUUAUUUCUAGUGAACUUUAUGCGACAUGGAUUGCAGUCGGCCGUGGAUUUAAUAAUGUACACUUCACCAUCUGUGGCCUGAGCAUCAUAUAA
Molecule: messenger RNA, 828 nt
Organism: Fragaria vesca subsp. vesca
Lineage: Eukaryota; Viridiplantae; Streptophyta; Magnoliopsida; Rosales; Rosaceae
Product: serine carboxypeptidase-like 2-like
Exons: 8
Coding region: 1-828 (275 amino acids)
Biological process (GO): secondary metabolic process; proteolysis
Cellular component (GO): extracellular region
Molecular function (GO): serine-type carboxypeptidase activity; acyltransferase activity, transferring groups other than amino-acyl groups
Source: RefSeq, a predicted model, not a curated record